AAAGGUGAAGCGGGAGCCAGGCGAGAAUGGCACCAGCUUGACCGAUGAGGAGCUGGUGACCAUGUCGGUGCGAGAGUUGAACCAGCACCUGCGAGGCCUAUCCAAGGAAGAGAUUAUCCAGCUGAAGCAGCGCCGGCGCACACUCAAGAACCGAGGCUACGCAGCCAGCUGUCGAGUGAAGCGGGUGACACAGAAGGAGGAGCUGGAAAAGCAGAAGGCGGAGCUACAGCAGGAGGUGGAGAAGCUGGCCUCCGAGAAUGCCAGCAUGAAGCUGGAGCUCGAUGCGCUGCGCUCCAAGUAUGAGGCCCUGCAGAACUUUGCCAGGACCGUGGCCCGCAGCCCUGUGGCCCCGGCUCGGGGUCCCCUUGCUGCUGGCCUGGGGCCCCUGGUCCCUGGCAAGGUGGCUGCCACCAGCGUCAUCACAAUAGUAAAGUCCAAGACGGAUGCUCGGUCAUAGGGACACGUGCAGUUGCCAGGCAGGUCUUUGAGGGGCCACUAGGUGCGUGGCAAAGUUGGCAGCCCCGUCCCUCUUCCUUUCUUUUCCCUUCCUUUCUACUUUCCCUUCCCUCUUUCCUUCCCUGCAAAGCACAACCUGCACCCAGGGGCACCGGGCUGAGCCCCUUGAUAUCAUCUUUGUUGUCACGCCUGUGUUUUGUACGUUGGGAUCGGUCAGUUCAACAGUGAUGUUGGGUUGCC
Rattus rattus (black rat) is the source of this 696-nucleotide messenger RNA. Its product is annotated as transcription factor MafG. Gene Ontology annotation, molecular function: DNA-binding transcription factor activity, RNA polymerase II-specific; RNA polymerase II cis-regulatory region sequence-specific DNA binding. NCBI's taxonomy places the organism in Eukaryota, Metazoa, Chordata, Mammalia, Rodentia, Muridae. The transcript has a single exon. Bases 62 to 457 code for a protein of 131 amino acids. Gene Ontology annotation, cellular component: nucleus. The record is from RefSeq and is a predicted model, not a curated record. Gene Ontology annotation, biological process: regulation of epidermal cell differentiation; regulation of transcription by RNA polymerase II.